AUUUAUUGGUAACUUGUCACUACUUAUUUUGAAAUCGUAGACCGAGAAUCUCGGUUUAAGAAAGCUUCUGAAAAAUAGAUUCUAAGAUAAAAUGGCUCCUAGGGAUGAAGAGACAUGGGAAAGAGGUCAAGCAAAAUUUGCUUACAUUCUGCAUGUGGGAAAAAGUAUCUAUACAUGAAAAUUUGCAGUGAUAUGAUUUAAAUUCAUGCAUUAUAAUGGAGGCUUGCAGCAAUGCAAAUGAGACAUAUGAAAUGAGUGAUCCAUGUGUGGAGACAUUUAGUAGUGAUACAAAUAUCAAAAUUCUAACUUCUAGGAAGGACAAACCUUUCAAAUGUGAUGUAUGUGCUAAGGCAUUUUCUCAGAAACAGCAAUUGAAACGCCAUUGUAGUAUACACACAAAUGAGAAACCUUUUAUUUGUGAUAUAUGUGGCAAGGCAUUUCGUCUGAAAUUUAUUUUAACUAACCAUUAUCUUAUUCAUAAUGACGAAAAGCCAUUUGUUUGUGACUGUGGCAAAGCAUUUUUUCAGAAAAGUGCUUUAAACCGGCAUUAUCUUGCUCAUAAAAACGAAAAUGCCUUUGUAUGUAAUAUGUGUGGUAAGACAUUUUCCGAUAAAGGUGUUUUCAGUUUGCAUUAUCGUACUCAUACAAAUGAAAAACCAUUUGUUUGUGAUUUGUGUGAUAAAGCAUAUGUUUGCAAAUAUGAUUUGAAGAUUCACUAUCGUUCUCAUACAAAUGAAAAACCUUUUGUUUGUGACAUUUGUGGCAAGGCAUUUGCUCGUAAAAAUCGUUUAAACGAGCAUGGUCGUACUCAUACUGAUGAAAGACCCUAUGCUUGUAAUAAAUGCGAUAAAAGGUUUUCUCGUACAAGUCAUUUAAAUGCACACUACCGUCGUCAUUGAAUGGAUAAACCUUUUUAUUUGUAAUAUGUAUGAUAGAAUAAUUGCUAAAAAAAUAUAAAUUCAAUAAACAUUGUCAUGUUCAGGAAAAUGAAAAAAAAAAAAAAAGCAUUAUUUUGAUACUUGUUUUAAAGAAUUCUUUUAGGUAUAAUUAUAUAGUAUUGUGCUUUUGAUGGUGAAAUAUUUUAUUCUUACAUAUGUAGAAGAAAGGCAUUUACGUAAAAUAUAAUUUCUGGAGAUUCCUAGUCAUCUCGAUUCGAUCUCAAACGGUUUUUGUAUCCAAUGGCGUAGCAUUUAAUGAAUGAUAAUGAUCUGAGACCAAACGAUAUUUUUUUAGUGAGUAAAAGUAAUUCAGGCAUUUAAAAUUAAUCCAUUUCUAAUCUGCACAAAUUUAAUUAUGGUUACUGUUCCAUUCCGUAGAUAAGAUGUGGUUAUUAAACCUGAUCUAAUGAUAAUAGAAUUGUGAAAAUCUGUGUUUUCAUAAUAGCAUUUAAGAAAUCAUACAGGCUUGAUUUCUAGUAUAUUAAUAUUAUUAUACCAGAUACUUAUAAUGCAUAUGAUUCGUGAUUAUUCUGUGUGAAUAAAUAUUGUGAUGAGUAAAAUGUUUUUUAAGGCAUAUUUUUUUGUGUUUUAAUUUUUUUUUUCAAUU
This is a messenger RNA of Argiope bruennichi, 1545 nucleotides long. Its product is annotated as gastrula zinc finger protein XlCGF62.1-like. The coding region runs from base 216 to 899 and encodes 227 amino acids. NCBI's taxonomy places the organism in Eukaryota, Metazoa, Arthropoda, Arachnida, Araneae, Araneidae. Gene Ontology annotation, biological process: regulation of transcription by RNA polymerase II. The record is from RefSeq and is a predicted model, not a curated record. The transcript has 2 exons. Gene Ontology annotation, molecular function: DNA-binding transcription factor activity, RNA polymerase II-specific; RNA polymerase II cis-regulatory region sequence-specific DNA binding. Gene Ontology annotation, cellular component: nucleus.